Coccidioides immitis RS is the source of this 1737-nucleotide messenger RNA. Its product is annotated as nucleoporin. Lineage: Eukaryota; Fungi; Ascomycota; Eurotiomycetes; Onygenales; Onygenaceae. Gene Ontology annotation, cellular component: nuclear pore; nuclear pore central transport channel. Bases 266 to 1657 code for a protein of 463 amino acids. The record is from RefSeq and is a predicted model, not a curated record. Gene Ontology annotation, biological process: NLS-bearing protein import into nucleus; nuclear pore organization; protein localization to nuclear inner membrane. Gene Ontology annotation, molecular function: structural constituent of nuclear pore. The transcript is spliced from 3 exons.
CACGAAAGAACGGCGGUGGUGUGCUGUUCCUGGAGGAGUCCGGUCGCCCGCCUACGACUUCAACAACUAUAGUGCUUAUCACUUUAAUCCAGCUGAGCAUUAACCGAUUGCGGUCCCUUAUGACAUUGAUCUUAUCACACGGCGAUUGACUCCGGUCAGCCUCUCCGCCGCCUUCUGAUAGUGACACUCACAGGCAGCCCUCCACCGAUUAAUCCGUCUUUGUCCCCAAUCCCCUGGCUACUAUUUUCUCUCAAUCUUCAUCAGCAUGUCUUUAUUUGGCGCUCAGAAACCUAGUCCGUUUGGGUCUGGUUUAACAACAGGCCAAUCCCAGCAGGGUGGAGGUCUUUUUGGUGGCUCACAACAACAGCAGCAGCAAAGCACCUCGCCGUUUGGAACAUUGGGAGUGCAGUCAAAACCCGGCGGCCUGUUUGGUGGUGUAGGCCAGCAACAAAGCAGCAGUCCUUUCUCUGCAUUUGGUUCCGGCACGCAGCAGCCCCAACAACAAGCUGGCGGUCUCUUCUCUGGGCUCGGAAGUUCAACCCAGCAACAGCCCCAGCAGCAAACGCAGCAAACUGGUAGUCUUUUUACUGGGCUAGGCAGUUCUACCCAGCAACAACCACAACAACAAACCGGUAGUCUUUUUGGAGUUGUAGGCUCCCAACCUCAGCAGCAACCAUCGCAGGGUGGAGGUGGCCUCUUCUCUGCCUUUGGCUCGACUUCUCAACAACCGCCACAACAGGCUGGUAGCCUAUUUUCAGGUCUUGGUCAGAAGCAACCGCCGUUUGGGUCAACACUUGGUGGCGUUGGGCAACCGCAAGCACAAUCUCAAUUGGGUCAGACGCUAGGACAAUCUCAGGCUCCUGGUUCGACCAUAUGGACACCCGGCCAAGGGAUGACUGGUGUCCAUCGAACUGUUCCGAUGCAAAUGAUGAUCGUCAAAGAUAAAUGGGACCCAAUACACCGAGCCUCUCCAUUUCGUUCCUACCUGUACAAUUAUGCGAGCGACGAGACUGCGCCGUUCUUCCAACCAGGUCCAAUCGAUGAUGAGAAUAAAUGGGAAGACGCUCUGCGGAAGCGUCCUGGGCCCGCGUACGUCCCAGUUCUCGUAAGGGGCUUUUGGGAACUUGGGAAACGGGCCCAGCGACAACGAGACUUUUUGACCAUGAUACAAACAAGGCUACAUGAAAUCAACAAUGCCCUUACCGAACUACUAUCCCGUCAUGACCUUACGAUUUCAGUCAGGAUCGCUGCAUGUAGGAGGAAACAUCAAGUGUUGAGCCAAAGAUGUCUCGCGUUGGCCUCAAAAACGCAGUUGCUUAGGAAUCGUGGAUAUGCCAUGGAUGAAGCGGAAGAAGAGCUGUCAAAGAAACUGCUCCAGCUUGAACGCUCUAUGUUUGAUCCAACUCUAAAUGGGAGAUCCGAAGAAAUUUGGGCGAGGAUGCUUGCAAUCAGAGAAAAUACAAAACGUCUACAAAUGGAGAUUGAACGAACAGGCAAGGGAGCGGCACAACAAGAAGAUGACACUUUGAGCGAUGCGCAGCUGAAGGCGGCCAAAAAGAUUUUGGAUGAUUAUGCGUCACAAAUACAACACCUAAAUAAAGAACUUGCCGCGAUUCAGAAAGAUUAUGAGGACCUGGAGAAAUCUAGCAUAUCUUAAAGAGAUAUCCACUCUAACGUUUCCGUCCAUCUUGACGUUUUCUUCUCUUCACCUGGACUGUUUACGGAUUAAUUUGUAAC